Messenger RNA from Schizosaccharomyces octosporus yFS286, 2913 nucleotides. Its product is annotated as sulfate transporter. Lineage: Eukaryota; Fungi; Ascomycota; Schizosaccharomycetes; Schizosaccharomycetales; Schizosaccharomycetaceae. The coding region runs from base 1 to 2913 and encodes 970 amino acids. The transcript has a single exon. The record is from RefSeq and is a predicted model, not a curated record. Gene Ontology annotation, cellular component: membrane.
AUGCCUCCGCCUAGGUCUGAAAGGACUCGUGCUACUCCAAGUAAUAGCUUGAAUCAAAAGCGUAGUACUGUCUUUCCAAAUUUCGAAACCAGUACGGAUCCCAAUCUCUUCAGCCAGAGCUAUCGAGAUACGAAUGACAUCCAUCUCUUGUCCGCUAGACUUGCUUCCGUCGACGUCGAUGGAGCCCAUGUACAACCUACCGCUUCCCCAGAUAUGACUGAUGAUGCAUCUGCUUAUUGGCAAGAUCAGUAUUCUAUUUCUUCAUAUUCUCAUCCUCGAUCCGUCCUUACGCGUCCCUCUAAUACCGACCUUUUAAUUCCUUGGGAACAAGACGAAAGCCAUCCUUUACUCCUUUCCUCCGACAAUCGACCUUCCUCGACGUAUGGUGCAGAAAACACGCCUCGCCCAAACGCUGCAUUCCCGUCUCAUGAUGAGAAACUUGGCUCUCGCUUUUCGUUCCGCAAAAUGUAUAAUUAUUUCUUUGACGAUAACGGUCCGUCUUUGAUCUUAUAUAAUAUUCCUUCCGUCACAAUUGGCUUACUUCUUAACAUCUUAGAUGCAUUAUCCUACGGUUUAAUUCUCUUUCCUAUUUCAAAUCCCAUCUUUAAAAAUUUGGGUGCUGAUGGCCUUGCUAUCUUUUACGUCAGUUGCAUUGUCUCUCAAUUAGUGUUUUCCUUCGGCGGUUCUGCUUUCAGUGGAUCAGUAGGUUCUGAAAUGAUUGAGGUUAUCCCAUUCUUUCAUCAAAUAGCCUUUACUAUUAUUCAUCACGUUGGCGAAGAUAAUCCAAAAUCUGUCAUCGCCACAACCCUUCUUGCUUAUUGUCUUUCCAGUAUUCUUACAGGAAUUGUAUUCGUAUUACUUGGACUCUUACGCCUGGGCAGACUGAUUGAAUUCUUUCCUCGUCAUAUUCUUUUGGGAUGUAUAGGUGGUGUUGGUUACUUUCUUGUGAACACAGCUAUCUUUGUGUCCUCUAGGAUCGAAGAUAACAAUUUAACUAAUUGGCAAUGUUUUACGUCUUUAUUCGAGCCGUUGCCUUUUGCCCGGUGGAUGACGCCUUUAUUUAUGGCUCUCAUGCUUGAAGUUGCCCAAUCUCGCUGGAACCAUCCUUUUCUGAUCCCUUCAUUUUUUAUUCUUGCUCCUAUGCUGUUUUACUUUCUCGUAUGGGUAAUACCGGGUUUAAGUUUAGAAUUUCUAAGGGAAACGGGUUGGGUUUUUUCUAGUACUCAAAGCGAUGUACCAUGGUACCAUUAUUAUGAGCUCUUUAGUUUCCAAGAUACAAAUUGGGGUGCUAUAAUGGCAACCGUUCCAGAAAUGCUGGCUUUGACUUUUUUUGGGAUUCUGCACGUUCCCAUCAACGUUCCUGCAUUAGCCAUUUCCACUGGCAUGGAGAAAAUAGACACAGAUAAGGAGUUAAUAGGUCAUGGUAUCAGUAAUUCAUUGUCUGGUUUUGUUGGAAGUAUUCAAAAUUACAUGACUUAUACUAAUUCUUUAAUGUUCAUUCGAUCUGGUGGUAAUAAUCGUUUAUCUGGAGUUAUGCUUGCCAUUGCAACCACAGGUUUACUUAUUAUGGGCCCAGGUAUUAUAUCAUAUAUUCCUGUGUGGACUGUUGGUUGUCUAAUCUUCAUAUUGGGUAUAGAAUUAUUAAAAGAGUCUUUGUGGGAUCCAGUUGGUACUACCACUAAAAUAGAGUACUUCACAAUCGUGGCUAUUGUGGCUUCAAUGGGUAUAAUUGAUUUCGUUUUUGGCAUCUUACUUGGCAUUAUUCUGGCAUGCGUAUUCUUUGCCUUCCAGGCUUCUAGAAGAUCUGCUCUACGCGGGAUUUAUUCUUGUAAUAUGCUCCGUUCGACGGUCCGUCGUCCACUAAGCCAGCAGAGAUUUUUGAAUGAAAUCGGCAAGCAAAUACAAAUCUGUAAAUUGUCUGGCUUCCUAUUCUUUGGUACUAUAAACGGUGUAGAAAAGCGAAUUGCUGGUCGUAUCGAAGAGUUGGAGGCAACAGGUGAUCCAUUGCGUUUCUUGAUUAUCGAUUUCAGUCUGGUUUCCGGUGCAGAUUUUAGUGUUGUUCAAGCGUUUUUGCGGAUUCGUCGUGUCUUGGCUAAAGUUAACGUUCCAAUGUUUGUAUGCGGAUUAGAUGAGAAUCGUUCCUCAUUUAAAAAGCUUAGUCAGAUUUGUUUUACCGAAAACGAUAUUUGCAAUUGUCAAGUGUUUGAAGACAUUAAUUCAGCUUUGGAAUACUGUGAAAACUUGCUAUUAGAUGAAUACGAGGUGUGCCGCAACAAACUGUUGCGAAAAGCAGGCAUGUCAGCCACGCUUGCAGUUCCUACCAGAAGUGGCACUCAAUUGAAUUUGGCUCAGACUUUCUCACCCUCACCUCGUCAUGACCUGUUACGAGAAGUUGCGGCUUCCACCGUAAGAGAUGAGUCGAAGGAGAUAAAUAGGUAUGAACGAUUUGCCAAAUAUCAACAACCAUUCCCACUCCUCAUGCAGGUAUUUGGUGAAGUUACUUCAAAAAAAGAUGAUUUUUGGUUAUCGAUUUGUCCUUACUUUAAGAAAAGCUUAUUAAAAAAGGGUGAUGUUCUUUGGAACAAGGGCGAUAUUCCUAAUCGUUUCAUCCUCCUAGAGACAGGAAUGGUAAAAGCUACAUAUCAAAUGGAUAGAGAAACUUUGUCCGAAAAUAUUACAUGUCUUUGCCUUGUGGGUGAAUUACCCUUUUUCAGUCAAACAUGUUAUAAUGCCACCGUGACAGCUCAACUGGAUAGUAUAGUUUGGUUCAUGGAUCGAGAGUCUUGGGAUUCUCUUGUGAAUUCUUUUGACAAUGGGCAGGACAUAACGAACGAAAUGCUACGAAUUGCAUUGAAAAUGACUCGUGAACGCGUCAACGUCUUUACUAAUUUUGCUUUGAAUUUAUAUCGUUAA